AUGUCUCGCAUGGUGAUUGCAAUUUUCCUGUUUUUCAUGGCGUAUCAGCUCUUCACGCAACUGAUGGCUACUACUCGAUCAAUAGGUCAAGCUUUAUACUCCGUUGUUUAUGUUACUGUUCCAAAUUCAACCGUUGCACAACAAAUUGCUAGAGAAGUUGUGAAGAGUAAAUAUGCCGCUUGUGUUAAUAUCGUGCCAACCAUCACUUCAAUAUAUGAAUGGGAGGGCACGGUAGAAGAAGAUAAAGAAUCAUUACUUGUCAUGAAAACAAAAUCAACAGCGCUGGAUGCCUUAAAAACGAAAGUACUCAGCAUGCACCCGUACAAAGUACCUGAAUUUAUUGCUUUACCGAUAGAAAGCGGCAGCGAAAAUUAUUUGAAGUGGAUCGAUAAGCAAGUCAUUUCAUGA
Molecule: messenger RNA, 408 nt
Organism: Brugia malayi
Lineage: Eukaryota; Metazoa; Nematoda; Chromadorea; Rhabditida; Onchocercidae
Exons: 4
Coding region: 1-408 (135 amino acids)
Biological process (GO): response to metal ion
Molecular function (GO): copper ion binding
Source: RefSeq, a predicted model, not a curated record